CCACACCCUAGGGCUCGCCUCGCUCCGGGAGGCCUGACUCAGAUUUCCGUCCCGUUCUUCUGUUCGCCAAUUGAACGGAAUUGUCGACCAAGGACAGCCUCUGCUGCAGCUCAGUCGAGCAACUCUCUUCCAUUGGCUUUGGUUAGUACGAACUGGAUUUGUAGCGACAUGGCAUCUAUGCUACUCGUCGGCUUUUUGCUACUCCUCUCAAACAACAUUGGCAAUGUCCGUGCGAUCCUCUCCUUUGAACAAUUGAGCCCGAUACUCCUUUUGGUUACCACAAAAGCUAUCGAAGUAUCAAUGGUAGAAACCUACUUAAGCUGGCCUGGUCCUCUCGAACCGACAGAACUGAAGAAUUUGGCGGAAACCGAGGAAAAGGACGGUUUGUUCCCGAUCCAUCGUGCCGCUGCCGAGGGAAGAUUAGAUGUUGUCGAGUACCUUCUUCACCUCGGGGUUAAUAUAAACAUGAAGGAUAACCGAGAUGGAUGGAGCGCUCUCCAGUGGGCAUCCUCCAAUGACACCCUUGACGUAGUAAAGCUACUGCUGGACAAAGGAGCUGAUAUCGAACUGAAGGACAAGAAAGAAAGGACUGCCCUCCACCAAUCAGCCAUUAACGGCACAUUCGAAGUCAUCAAGUUCUUGUUGAUAAAGGGAGCUGAGAUGGAGGCAAGAGAUAUCCAUGGGGAGACGCCUUUAUCUUUGUCCGCGGCAGAGGGCCACUACAAUAUAGUCAAGCUACUAUUAGACAGGGGCGCAAUCGUCGACACUAAGAGUUUCUCAAACAACACUCCUUUACACUGGGCAAGUGCCAACGGCCAGAAGGAAGUAGCUCAUCUACUGAUCGAACGGGGAGCCAGCUUGAACGUGAGGAACAACGACAACUUUCAACCUAUCCAUCUAGCUGUGGUUCAUGGCCAUUUGGACACAGUUAAGAUGCUACUGGACAACGGCGCCAAUAUGGAAACAAAAACGCCAAACGACGCUAAGCUAAUUCACUGGGCUGCGAGUUACGGUCAGGUGGUGAUAGUAAAAUACUUCUUAGAUCGUGGAGAGCCGAUCGACGUGAAGGGUGCCGACGGAUUCACCCCGUUAUUCUCCGCGACUGCACGAGGAAGGCUGGACGUGAUGAAGCUGCUCUUGGAGAGAGGGGCUAAUAAGGAGGCUAUGAACGAUGAUCGUCAGAGACCCCUGCACUGGGCCGCUAGGUUCAACCAACCGCUGGCUGAGGCGCUGCUAUUGGACAGUGGGUCCAUCAUUGAGCCUAAGGACAUCAAGGGGCAGACCCCUCUGUACCUGGCGGCGGAUGAGGCGAGCCUGGAGGCCAUGCGUGUCUUGCUGGAGCGAGGGGUCAGUAAGGAGACGGCCAACAACGAGGGGUGGACCCCUCUUCACCAGGCGGCCAGCAACAACAAGGUGGAGGUGAUGAAGCUGCUCAUCGAAGGAGGCGCCAACGUCGAGGCCAGGGACAACGAGGGGCAGACUCCACUCCACCUGGCCGCCGCCAAAGGGAACAAGGAGGCCGUCGAACUGCUGCUGGAGAAGGGGGCGGAUCCAGCCGCUAAAGACAAGGGAGGGAAUACGCCUGUCCAGUUGGAGACCCAGCCUGAAGAAGUAAAACAGACAUGAACGAGUAAUACAGAAAAUAUAAUGUAAUACUCGGAUAUCUUUAAUCAAAUGACUAUACAUCUCCAUCUAUGGCUGGAUUAUUCUAACUUGUUAUACAAUAACAUCACAUAACGACUUGAAUUUUUUUAUUCAGUUGUAAAAUUUAUUGUUCAUUGUUUUUCUAUGAUAUCAUUUGAAUUUUAAAUCUAGUCCUCUUUAGAAUUACUUUUUUAUUAAAUUUAUUUUUUAAUUAAUUAAAUAAUAUAAGUUCUUUUAUGUAUAUUAUGUGCUGUGAGCAAGGUGAUUAGCAUUGUAAGAAGCUAAAUUUGUGAGCGAUUGGUGUUAAUUUUUGUAUUUAUUUUAUUUCUUGAAGGAUCUUUUUUAAUAGAAAUAUUUAAUUUGUUAUAUAAAUAUUUUACUUUUAUUAUACCGGCUUCGUUGUAUGAUGCACAUGUUUUUUAUAUUUAUUUAUAUUAUUUAUGUAUAUGGUCUCAGUGUAUUAAAAUGAGAUAUUGCAUUGUAUUUUUUAUCAUUUAUUUUCAUGAACAAAUUCAAGUAGAAUAAAUUUAUAUUAGGUAUGUGUUUUAAAAUUGCUUCAGCCUUCCAGUAUGUUUUGGGUUGUUACCGAAUAUUCUUCAACACUCGGAAGUUUUAAAUUAUUAAAGAUUUGAUAUUUUAUCCAUUAUAAUUUGUAUUUACAAGUGUUAAUUUAUAAAAAAAAUUGAGUUUCCGACAUCAGAUAGUUAAAAAUAGAAAAAACAAACUUACUAAUUAAUAAAGAUGUAACAAAGAA
This is a messenger RNA of Nezara viridula (southern green stink bug), 2398 nucleotides long. The record is from the annotation of a GenBank genome assembly. Lineage: Eukaryota; Metazoa; Arthropoda; Insecta; Hemiptera; Pentatomidae.